CACCGAUGCUUCCACCUUUGAUGCAUAUGCAAGUACAGUCUCACUUCUUUGCUGCUGGUAGAUGGGCAUCACCAGGUGCCGCUGUUCGAUGUCUAGCCAACGCUGAUCCAGAACAUUGAGUAGGUAAGUCGGUACAAAGAUCACCAAACGUCGCCUUUCGGUAAAACGAAAAGACCACAUACUAAGUUCUAGAUCGUGAAUUUUUGUUCGACCACAAGUGGCCUUCCUCUGUCCCAAGACGCAUGCGCAAUUAAGUAGUUUCACCCCUUUGUGUCUUCAUGAUUGAGCAGGAGCAGCGAUCCCGAAGAUAAGAUGAAAAUCAGUUAUGCAGAAAGGAUCAUCUAAACGAGUACAGGUUUGUGUAUGAUGAAAUCAUAACCCGGACUACGACCCGCUCACCUCUCGAAUUCUGUUGUUUUGCAGUGCUGCUGUUGGCAGAAGUUCUUCACGAUGCCGUUCAUCAGCCUUCGAAGUUGCCUUUUCCCCCAGCACCUACUUCUUGGGGCCCUAGUACAGCUCAACAGUCUCUUCGCGGCCGGCGAGCGACCGGAUUUCCGGUGCACCGCCGACUGCCGCGUCGAGAAGGACACCAUGGGGGAAAUCCAAGUGCCGGCCGCCGCGUUGUGGGGGGCGCAGACGCAGCGCAGCUUGGAAAAUUUCGUUAUCGGGGACGACGAAAUGCCCACCGAAUUGAUCCGGGCGUUCGGGGUACAGAAGAAGGCGUGCGCGCUGGCGAAUCGCAAAGCGUUGGGCGACAAAAUUUCUGACGCGAUCCAGCAGGCGGCGGACCAGGUUUUGGCCGGCAAGUACGCGGACCAGUUUCCGCUUGUCGUGUACCAGACCGGGAGUGGCACGCAGACCAAUAUGAACGUGAACGAGGUGUUGGCCAACCUCGCAAACGAAUACCUCGGGGAGACCGAUCGCAGCAAGAAGGCGCCAGUGCACCCGAACGACCACGUGAACCGCGGGCAGUCGACCAACGACGCGUUCCCGACCGCGAUGCACAUCGCCGCGGUUCUGUCCGUCCAGCGCAAGUUGCUCCCCGCCCUGGAGAAAUUGCACAUGGCGCUGAACAAAAAAGCGAAGGAGUUCGCCGACGUGGUGAAGAUUGGGCGCACCCACAUGCAGGACGCGACGCCGCUGACCCUGGGCCAGGAGUUCGGCGCCUGGGCGGAGCAGGUGAAGCUGUCCAAGAACCGGCUGCAAGCCGCGCUCCCGCGGCUCUACGCGCUGCCCCAGGGCGGCACCGCGGUCGGAACGGGGCUGAAUCAGGUCGAGGGCUUCGACAAGAAAUUUGCGGAGUACGUCGGCAGCAUCGUCGAAAUUCCCGGGUUCCGGACGAACGAGAACAAGUUCGAAGGCAUCGCGGCGCACGACGCUUUAUGGAUUGUAAAAAUGUCUGGGUCUGGAAGAAUGCAAGAUUUGUCAUGCUUGUCUGGCAUGACUCUUAAAUCUGUCAUGCACAUGGCCCAAGAGACGUUUUUUUCUGUCAUGCGGAGACGCAGCUUGUCAUGCAGAAUAGGCAACACCUACAAGCUCAGAAAUUUGUCAUGCUGAGCCAGCACUUGUGGCCUCCUCAUGCUACGCCACUCAGCAUCACAAGUUUCCAGACCCAGACAUUUUUACAUUUGAUACGCGUUCGUGGAGCUCGCCGGUGUGCAGAAUACCAUCGCGGGCACCUUCAUGAAGCUGGCCAACGAUCUGCGGCUGCUGUCCUCGGGCCCGACGGGGGGCUUGGCGGAACUUUGGUUGCCCGCCAACGAACCGGGGUCCUCCAUCAUGCCGGGGAAAGUCAACCCGACGCAGGCCGAGGCCAUGAGCAUGGUGGCAGCCCAGGUAAUGGGCAACGCGGUGGCGGUCAGCGUCGCGAACUCCCACGGCCACCUGGAUCUGCAGGCGUUUAAACCUGUCAUCAUUUUCAACAUUUUGAAAUCGAACAACCUACUCGCGGACGUCGCCGUGUCUUUCGCAGACAAGUGCGUGUCUGGCAUUCAGCCCAACUUGCCCAAAAUUCAGGAACACCUGGACAAAAACCUCAUGCUGGUCACGGCCCUGAACCCAACGAUAGGUACAUAGUAGUAGUACUUUUUGUUCUGACAAUGAAUCGAGCGACCGGUAAGGUUAGUCGAGGCAAGUGACAAAUCAUGAUCAUCUUCGUUCUUCAAGAUCCAAUGCUACACACGAUCCAAGCGAAAAUUUGUAAACGGAUCAUGGAGGUAGAGGAGCUAUGUAUGGAACGAACGACCAUGAAAAAUGAUGACAAUUACCUAAACCUAAUUCUCCACGGAGCCGCUCAUGCGGCUUUGAUGAGACCUUUAAUAAAUCGUAUUCGUACUGUCUGAAAAAUGUGAAGACGUCAUUAGAUCACAAGAAUGAAAAACCUGAUGAGAAACUUCAACCAUAGAAUCACUCCACGCCGAGGCGAAAUGCUUUGCUGGUGACGAUUCCUGCGAAACACAUGCACUACCAUCUGACAAAGAGCAAGUAAACGAUCAACUUCGUAAAAGAUUAGAGAAUGAUCGCGCCAAAAGGCUUCGAUGAAACAAAUUUCAAUCAUGAUCCUACAGGUUACGAAAAGGCCGCAGAUGUAGCGAAGACUGCUUUGAAGGAGGGGAAAACGUUGAAGCAGGUCGCUGUGUUUGAAAAGAAAUACUUGACUGCAGCGCAAUUUGACGCCGCCGUCGUACCUGCAAAGAUGGUUCGGCCCGCACCUGCCAGCGGCGCAAAAUCCGAAUUAUGAUGAAAAAAUGUUGACGGUAAGGCAUACCUGGUUGGCAAGGAGCCACUGACGUUGUAUUCGUUUCACUUACUUAAAUAAACAGUACCUAACGCUAACACUAGAAUUCUCUUUGGAUGACGCAGGACGAAAGAGUCAGUGCCAUUUCAGUCUCACAACUAACCCCUUUGCUCUUUGCGCUAAAAGUAAAGGCGGAUGAAUUCAGGGAAACGGAAACGAAAU
Messenger RNA from Amoebophrya sp. A120, 2959 nucleotides. NCBI's taxonomy places the organism in Eukaryota, Dinophyceae, Syndiniales, Amoebophryaceae. The record is from the annotation of a GenBank genome assembly.